Nyctereutes procyonoides (raccoon dog) is the source of this 6308-nucleotide messenger RNA. RefSeq names its product adhesion G protein-coupled receptor L2 (gene ADGRL2). The record is from RefSeq and is a predicted model, not a curated record. Gene Ontology annotation, molecular function: carbohydrate binding; G protein-coupled receptor activity. Gene Ontology annotation, cellular component: membrane; neuron projection. Gene Ontology annotation, biological process: cell surface receptor signaling pathway; adenylate cyclase-activating G protein-coupled receptor signaling pathway; brain development. The transcript is spliced from 22 exons. The coding region runs from base 644 to 5023 and encodes 1459 amino acids. NCBI's taxonomy places the organism in Eukaryota, Metazoa, Chordata, Mammalia, Carnivora, Canidae.
CCGCCGGCCGGACGGGGGUGGCCUCGCGCCGCCGGCGUCUGCCCGCCCCGCCCGCGGCGGCCGCUCCGAGGGGACUCCCCAAGUCUGCGCGCCUCCGCCGGGCUGCUGCUGCUGCUGCUGCUGCUGCUGCUGCUUUUUUUUUUUUUUUUUUGAGCCUCCGCCACCCCUUGCACUCUGAUUCCCGAUUUUUUGGUUUUUUGGUUUUUUUUUUUUUUGCUUUUUUCUCGGGGAGCUCGGGGAGCGUGCGGUCCGGGGCUGCGCGCGCGCGUGUCCAAGAGCCCGGGCGCCGAGCGGCGUGCGGGAGACGGCGGGACGAUGCUGACCUAAGCCCCCGGAGCCGCCCGGCGCUGGCUGCUUGUGCUUGGCUGCGGGAGGCGGCGGCGGCGGCGGCGGCGGCCGAGCAGGAGGACGCGCCGUGUCCGGCCGGAGAGCCGCGGCGCUGCCUCCCGUGCGCACCGCGCGGCCGGCCUCGGCCCUCCCCGGCCGGGGUCGCCGCUGCCCCGCGCUCCUCGCCCCGCCCCCGGGGCGCGCUCGCAGACCGAGAUAUGAGGAUCAAUGAUGCAGACUGCUGGGUUCGAUGAAGCUGGGCAUUUAUAACUAGAUUCAUUAAGGAAUACAAAGAAAAUAUUUAAAGGGAUCAAUAAUGGUGUCUUCUGGUUGCAGAAUGCGAAGUCUGUGGUUUGUCAUUAUAAUCAGCUUCUUACCGAAUACAGAAGGUUUCAGCAGAGCAGCUUUACCAUUCGGGUUAGUUAGACGAGAAUUAUCCUGUGAAGGUUAUUCUAUAGACCUGCGAUGUCCAGGCAGUGAUGUCAUCAUGAUUGAGAGCGCUAAUUAUGGUCGGACAGAUGACAAGAUUUGUGACGCUGACCCAUUUCAGAUGGAGAAUACAGACUGCUACCUCCCAGAUGCCUUCAAAAUUAUGACUCAAAGGUGCAACAAUCGAACACAGUGUAUAGUAGUUACUGGGUCAGAUGUAUUUCCUGAUCCAUGCCCUGGAACAUACAAAUAUCUUGAAGUCCAAUAUGAAUGUGUCCCUUACAUUUUUGUGUGCCCUGGGACCUUGAAAGCAAUUGUGGAUUCACCAUGUAUAUAUGAAGCUGAACAAAAGGCAGGUGCUUGGUGCAAGGACCCUCUUCAGGCUGCAGAUAAAAUUUAUUUCAUGCCCUGGACCCCCUACCGUACUGAUACUUUAAUAGAAUAUGCUUCUUUAGAAGAUUUCCAAAAUAGUCGCCAAACAACAACAUACAAACUUCCAAAUCGAGUAGAUGGUACUGGAUUUGUGGUGUAUGAUGGUGCUGUCUUCUUUAACAAAGAGAGAACAAGAAACAUUGUGAAAUUUGACUUGAGGACUAGAAUUAAGAGUGGAGAGGCCAUAAUUAACUAUGCCAACUAUCAUGAUACCUCACCUUAUAGAUGGGGAGGGAAAACUGAUAUCGACCUAGCAGUUGAUGAAAACGGCUUAUGGGUCAUUUACGCCACUGAACAGAACAAUGGAAUGAUCGUUAUUAGCCAACUAAAUCCAUAUACUCUUCGAUUUGAAGCAACAUGGGAGACUGUGUAUGACAAACGUGCUGCCUCAAAUGCUUUUAUGAUCUGCGGAGUCCUCUAUGUGGUCAGGUCAGUUUAUCAAGACAAUGAGAGUGAAACAGGCAAGAAUGCAAUUGAUUACAUUUACAAUACCCGAUUAAACCGAGGAGAGUAUGUAGACGUUCCCUUCCCCAACCAAUACCAGUAUAUUGCUGCGGUGGAUUACAAUCCUAGAGAUAACCAACUCUACGUGUGGAACAAUAACUUCAUUUUACGAUAUUCUCUGGAGUUUGGUCCACCUGAUCCUGCCCAAGUGCCUACCACAGCUGUGACAAUAACUUCUUCAGCUGAGCUGUUCAAAACCACAGUAUCAACCACAAGCAGUACUUCACAGAAAGGCCCUAUGAGCACAACUGUAGCUGGAUCACAGGAAGGAAGCAAAGGGACAAAACCACCUCCAGCAGUUUCUACAACCAAAAUUCCUCCUGUAACAAAUAUUUUUCCCCUGCCAGAGAGAUUCUGCGAAGCAUUAGACGCGAGGGGGAUAAAGUGGCCUCAGACACAAAGGGGAAUGAUGGUUGAACGACCAUGUCCCAAGGGAACAAGAGGAACUGCCUCCUAUCUCUGCAUGGUUUCCACUGGAACAUGGAACCCUAAGGGCCCCGAUCUUAGCAACUGUACCUCACACUGGGUAAAUCAGCUGGCUCAGAAGAUCAGAAGUGGAGAAAACGCUGCUAGUCUUGCCAAUGAACUGGCUAAACAUACCAAAGGGCCGGUGUUUGCUGGGGAUGUGAGUUCUUCAGUGAGAUUGAUGGAGCAGUUGGUGGACAUUCUUGAUGCACAGCUGCAGGAACUGAAACCUAGUGAAAAGGAUUCCGCUGGACGGAGUUAUAACAAGCUCCAAAAACGAGAGAAGACAUGCAGGGCUUACCUUAAGGCAAUUGUGGACACAGUGGACAAUCUUCUGAGGCCUGAAGCUCUGGAAUCAUGGAAACACAUGAAUUCUUCUGAACAAGCGCAUACGGCAACAAUGUUGCUUGAUACAUUGGAAGAAGGAGCUUUUGUCCUGGCUGACAAUCUUGUAGAACCAACCAGGGUCUCAAUGCCUACAGAAAAUAUUGUUCUGGAAGUUGCAGUACUCAGUACAGAAGGACAGGUCCAAGACUUUAAAUUUCCUCUGGGCAUCAAAGGAGCUGGCAGUUCAAUCCAACUUUCUGCAAAUACUGUCAAACAGAACAGCAGGAAUGGGCUUGCAAAGUUGGUGUUCAUCAUUUACCGGAGUUUGGGACAGUUUCUUAGUACAGAAAAUGCAACUAUAAAACUGGGUGCUGACUUUAUUGGUCGGAAUAGCACCAUUGCAGUGAAUUCCCACGUCAUUUCAGUUUCAAUCAAUAAAGAAUCCAGCCGAGUAUACUUGACAGAUCCUGUGCUUUUUACCCUGCCACACAUUGAUCCUGACAAUUAUUUCAAUGCAAACUGCUCCUUCUGGAACUACUCAGAAAGAACUAUGAUGGGAUAUUGGUCUACCCAGGGCUGCAAGCUGGUUGACACUAAUAAAACUCGUACAACGUGUGCAUGCAGCCACCUAACCAAUUUUGCAAUUCUCAUGGCCCACAGGGAAAUUGCAUACAAAGAUGGAGUUCACGAAUUACUCCUUACAGUCAUCACCUGGGUGGGAAUUGUCAUUUCCCUCGUUUGCCUGGCUAUAUGCAUCUUCACCUUCUGCUUUUUCCGUGGUCUGCAGAGUGACCGCAAUACUAUUCACAAGAACCUUUGUAUCAACCUUUUCAUUGCAGAAUUUAUUUUCCUAAUAGGCAUUGACAAGACGAAAUACAUGAUUGCUUGUCCAAUAUUUGCAGGACUUCUACACUUUUUCUUUUUGGCCGCUUUUGCUUGGAUGUGUCUAGAAGGUGUACAGCUCUAUCUGAUGUUGGUUGAAGUUUUUGAAAGUGAAUAUUCAAGGAAGAAAUAUUAUUAUGUUGCUGGUUACUUGUUUCCUGCCACAGUGGUUGGAGUUUCGGCUGCUAUUGACUAUAAGAGCUAUGGAACAGAAAAAGCUUGCUGGCUUCAUGUUGAUAACUAUUUUAUUUGGAGUUUCAUUGGACCGGUUACCUUCAUUAUUCUGCUAAAUAUUAUCUUCCUGGUGAUCACAUUAUGCAAAAUGGUGAAGCACUCAAACACUUUGAAACCAGAUUCUAGCAGGUUGGAAAACAUUAAGUCUUGGGUACUUGGCGCUUUUGCUCUUCUGUGUCUUCUUGGCCUAACCUGGUCAUUUGGGUUGCUUUUUAUUAAUGAGGAGACUAUUGUGAUGGCAUAUCUCUUCACCAUCUUUAAUGCUUUCCAGGGAGUGUUCAUUUUCAUCUUUCACUGUGCCCUCCAAAAGAAAGUACGAAAAGAAUACGGCAAGUGCUUCAGACACUCCUAUUGCUGCGGCGGCCUCCCAACCGAGAGCCCCCACAGUUCAGUGAAGGCAUCAACCACCAGAACUAGUGCUCGGUAUUCCUCUGGCACACAGAGUCGUAUAAGAAGGAUGUGGAAUGACACUGUGAGAAAACAGUCUGAAUCUUCUUUUAUCUCAGGUGACAUCAAUAGCACUUCAACACUUAAUCAAGGAAUGACUGGCAAUUACCUACUAACAAACCCUCUUCUUCGACCCCACGGCACUAACAACCCCUAUAACACAUUGCUCGCUGAAACAGUUGUAUGUAAUGCCCCUUCAGCUCCUGUAUUUAACUCACCAGGACAUUCACUGAACAAUGCCAGGGAUACAAGUGCCAUGGAUACUCUACCGCUAAAUGGUAAUUUUAACAACAGCUACUCGCUGCGCAAGGGGGACUACAAGGACAGCGUGCAAGUCGUGGACUGUGGACUAAGUCUGAAUGAUACGGCUUUCGAGAAAAUGAUCAUUUCAGAGUUAGUGCACAACAACCUGCGGGGCGGCGGCAAGACUCCCAACCUGGAGCUCACGCUGCCAGUCAAACCUGUGAUCGGAGGUAGCAGCAGCGAGGACGAUGCCAUCGUGGCGGACGCCUCCUCUCUAAUGCACGGCGACAACCCGGGGCUGGAGCUCCAUCCCAAGGAGCUCGAGGCCCCGCUCAUCCCUCAGCGGACUCACUCCCUUCUGUACCAGCCCCCGAAGAAGGGGAAGCCCGAGGGAACCGACAGCUACGUGUCCCAGCUGACCGCCGAGGCCGAGGACCACCUGCAGUCCCCCAACAGAGACUCCCUCUACACGAGCAUGCCCAACCUUAGAGACUCUCCCUACCAGGAGAGCAGCCCCGACCUGGAGGAGGACCUGUCCCCCUCCAGGCGGAGUGAGAACGAGGACAUUUACUACAAAAGCAUGCCGAACCUGGGAGCCGGCCGUCAGCUUCAGAUGUGUUACCAGAUCAGCCGGGGCAAUAGUGACGGCUACAUCAUCCCCAUCAACAAAGAAGGGUGCAUUCCCGAGGGAGACGUUAGGGAAGGACAGAUGCAGCUGGUCACGAGUCUUUAAUCGCGCCGCGGGCCCCACGUGUGGCAGGCGCGGGCCAAGACCCCGUUGGCCCGGGCCAGCUCCCUGCAGCUCUGCCUGACCAGGUGGCUCUGUUGACCUGUGGUCCCCCCCCCCCGGUGUACAGAGGUGACUGAACCUUGAAGUUCUGUGAAUUUUUAUAGAACGUACAAAAACUUUGUAUAUACACAGAGUAUACUAAAAUGAUUAUUUGUUACAGAGAAAAGAGAUGCCAACCAGGUAUUUUAAGAUUCUGCUGCUGUCUAGAGAAAUUGUGAAGCAAGCGAGACCAAGACUUCCCCAGCCAUUGUACUUGCAGCAGUCUGUGGACUCCAUCUGUAAAUACGGCUGCACCAUUUUUGUAGGCCUGCAUUGUAUUAUAUACAAGACGUGGGCUUUCAAAUCCUGUGGGACAAAUUUACUGUACCUUACUGUUCCUGACAAGACUUGGAAAAGCAGGAGAGCUAUUCUGCGUCAGUUUGCAGUUCACUGCAAAUCUUUUACAUUGAGGCAAAGAUUGAAAACAUGUUUAACCACUAGCAAUCAAGCCACAGGCCUUAUUUCAUAUGUUUCCUCAACUGUACAAUGAACUAUUCUCAUGAAAAAUGGCUAAAGAAAUUAUAUUUUGUUCUAUUGCUAGGGUAAAAUAAAUACAUUUGUGUCCAAUUGAAAUAUAAUUGUCAUUAAAAUAAUUUUAAAGAGUUUGAAGGAAAUAUUGUGAAAAGCUCUUGGUUGCACAUAUGUUAUGAAAUGUUUUUUCUUACACUUUGUCAUGGUAAGUUCUACCCAUUUUCACUUAUUUUCCACUGUACACAGUGUUCUGCUUUGACCAGUUAGUCUUUAUUCUUACAUUUAAAUUUCUUAUUGCCAAAAGAACGCGUUUUAUGAGGAAAAAAAAAAAAAACUCUUCGAAGCCAGUUAUGCCAUGCCUUGCACAAAAUGUGGUGAAAUCUAGAAAAGAGUGUGUGUUAUCCCUCUGUUUAUUCUUGAACAGAGGGCAAUGAGGGCACUGGGCACUUCUCACAAACUUUCUAGUGAACAAAAGGUGCCUAUUCUUUUUUAAAAAAUAAAAUAAAACAUAAAUAUUACUCUUCCAUAUUCCUUCUGCCUAUAUUUAGUAAUUAAUUUAUUUUAUGAUAAAGUUCUAAUGAAAUGUAAAUUGUUUCCGCAAAAUUCUGCUUUUCUUUUCAUCCCUUUGUGUAAACCUGUUAAUAAUGAGCCCAUCACUAAUAUCCAGUGUAAAGUUUAACACGGUUUGACAGUAAAUAAAUGUGAAUUUUUUCAAGUA